Messenger RNA from Manis javanica (Malayan pangolin), 1598 nucleotides. The record is from RefSeq and is a predicted model, not a curated record. Lineage: Eukaryota; Metazoa; Chordata; Mammalia; Pholidota; Manidae.
AUGCAGGAUGCUGGUGACAUAUCUGCCAAGACAGCAGAUGUGAACACUGACCUCAUGGAGUUUAUAAUCUGGAAGGAAAGCCAUGCAUUGGGGGAGGAUGGGACGGGGACACCCGGCUGCGCUACCUUGCCCCGCAUGCCACCCGACCCUUACCUGCAGGAGACUCGCUUCGAGGGCCCAUUGCCCCCGCCGCCGCCGGCCGCCGCCGCCCCGCCCCCGCCGGCGCCCUCUCACACUGCCCAGGCCCCGGGUUUCGUGGUGCCCACGCACACGGGGGCUGUAGGCACACUGCCACUGGGAGGCUACGUGGCCCCUGGCUACCCCUUACAGCUGCAGCCUUGCACUGCCUACGUGCCGGUCUACCCGGUGGGCACGCCCUAUGCAGGCGGGACCCCAGGGGGAACAGGAGUAACCUCUGCACUUCCCCCGCCACCCCAGGGCCCUGGGCUGGCCCUGCUGGAGCCAAGGCGCCCUCCACACGACUAUAUGCCCAUCGCGGUGCUGACCACCAUCUGCUGCUUCUGGCCUACGGGCAUAAUCGCCAUCUUCAAGGCAGUGCAGGUGCGCACGGCCUUGGCCCGCGGAGACAUGGUGUCGGCCGAGAUCGCUUCACGCGAGGCCCGGAACUUCUCCUUCAUCUCCCUGGCGGUGGGCAUCGCAGCAAUGGUGCUCUGUACCAUCCUCACCGUAGUCAUCAUCAUUGCAGCACAGCACCACGAGAAUUACUGGGAUCCAUAAGGACGCCCCCGCCCAGGCCCCACCCUGCGCCCCUCGACCUCCCAAUCGCGUUCGGCAGUCACGCUGAGAAACCAAUCGGCGCCGUGCACACCUGCCCUCUGGGGCCACCGGACCUCGAUACUUCCUAAACUCGUCCUCCUCGCCUUGCGAGGUCCUCAGGAACCCCGAAAAAACAACACACUUCCAGAGACGCCUUUUCCCGGGAUCCCUGCCAUACGCCAGACCCUCAGUCGCUGCAGGCCCCCAUCCCCUCUAACUGCAGUUCCCCAGCUCAGCUCCCUCACUCUCGGCUCCCCAGCCUGCAGACAGCUACCCAAGGCCCCGCCUCCCAGGUAGGCUCCGCCCCGUCUCCGGCACAACCCCGUCUCCAGGUCGGCAGGCUCCGCCUUCUUCCUCGCGGGGUGAUUCAGUCCGGUGAUUGGGUUUGUGGCUCCAGGCCCUGCCCCCAGACCGGCAGACUUCUCCCCUACUUCCGGCGCUAGGGCAGAGCCUCGAGGCAGCCACGCGCCAUGUUCACUCGUGUUUUUGCUGGUACAGUUCUCUCUCUUCCACCUGGUGGUCCGCCUAUUUUCUUGCUAAUUCCAGAAUCUCUAUUUUUGUUUGAAUGAGAUUUGGGUGGUUCCCAGUUUAGCACCCUUCACGUUGGGAUGAAGAGUACGUCCCUGUUUUCUGUACAUACUCCCACUUUUCUUGCCCCCAGGGCAGUUGAGCAGAAGGAAACCCAGGGUACAGACCUCCCAACGUCGGGAGGGAGCCGGCUGCUCUCCGCUCCCCUCGGCAGUCCCCACCUUGCUCUGAUCAGUAUGUGAGUCUGUGUGUGAAUUUCUGAAAGACAAUAUUAAAGAGACUAAGUGAAUUUA